Hordeum vulgare subsp. vulgare (domesticated barley) is the source of this 792-nucleotide messenger RNA. RefSeq lists its product as uncharacterized. The transcript is spliced from 3 exons. The record is from RefSeq and is a predicted model, not a curated record. Bases 73 to 792 code for a protein of 239 amino acids. Lineage: Eukaryota; Viridiplantae; Streptophyta; Magnoliopsida; Poales; Poaceae.
UCGUCUGUUGAUUCAAAAUUAGCUACUCUUCUAUCCUCCCCUCAAAAGUUAGGACGCAACUCAUCCUCCUGUAUGCCUUCCACACCUUCCAUGGCACCCAAUCUACUGAAUGAUUCGAAUUCUUACCAUAUGCUUCUUCGGGAGUUGUUCUUUCGUUUGGUCUUUGGUCUUCAAGUUGAGUCUUCCCUUUCGAUGGAGAUCAUUGCUUUUUGGUUGUGGCUCCAAGGCAAUGACCAAGUUGAUUACCUUCAGCGCAUAUACUCUUUUGGCGACAACCAUUUUUGCGUGAUUGUUUCUUCUGCAAAACGUUUUCUGGAAGUUCUCCAUUUCGGAUUAGAUGAUUUAGCAAGCAGAUCUACGCCGAGAAGUGACUUUAAGAAGGAAGCUGUUGAAGGAAUUUCUUUCUACCUCAAUGGUAUCUGUUACGAGGCCUUAGAAGAUCUUCGAGAGAGAAUAGAGAUGGAUUUUAUCCAUAAUCAGGGGACAUAUCUGCGCCAAGAAGCCUAUGGACAGCCCAUGACUGAUCGGGUUCCUGUAGGCUCGGAGCACCUUCUUAGCAAGAUCAAAGCUUUGUAUGUUAACAAUUCAAAUCAUGAUGGAGAAGGCACAAGUUCUAGAAAUAUCCAUGUUCAAGCAAAUCAUAUAAAUGACGAAGUACACGACUACCAGUCAACCUCCCGUCUGGUGACAUUGUUGGAUAGCUUGAGCUUAAGAGAGAAGCAUAAUGACGCAAUCAUGCAACAACCAUCUGAUGUUCCAAAAAGCUCGGUGAGAGUAGUUCAAAUAUGUUAA